AUGCUUACCUUACCAGCCCUUACCAGCGACAUUGGCGUUGCCGUCAACACCAAUGUACAAAAGACCGCACCUGUGCGUCGUCCCGUGGAGCCAGUUGGCCGUAAUUUCAUGCACCAUGCUCAGAGAACAUUAAGAAACCACACCUGGUCUGAGUUUGAAAGAAUUCAGGCCAGCAAAAACGUCCAGCGUGUAGAAGAGGCGGUCGAUCCAGACGAGGCGUUAUUUGAUGACGAACUUGCGGAUGAGUCGUUGCUGGAGCACGACCCAAGAGACUGGAAAACCGCCGAUUUGUACGCAGCUAUGGGUCUGUCCAAGCUACGCCACAGAGCUACUGAUGCCCAAGUCAUAAAGGCCCACAGAAAGAUGGUUUUGAAACAUCACCCUGACAAGAAAUCUGCCUCCGGUGGAUUGGAACAGGAUGGCUUUUUCAAGAUCAUUCAAAAGGCAUUUGAAACCUUAACCGACUCCAACAAGAGAGCUCAGUACGACUCGUGCGAUUACAACGCCGACGUUGCUCCUCCUAAGAAGGGUGCAAAGUACGACUUCUUCGAAGCUUGGGGACCAGUUUUCGACUCUGAGGCUCGUUUCUCCAAGAAGCAGCCAGUACCAAGCUUGGGUGGUCCAGACGCCUCCCAAGCUGAUGUCGAGAGGUUUUACAACUUCUGGCACAGAUUUGACUCCUGGAGAACUUUCGAGUUUGACGACGAAGAGGUUCCUGAUGAUUCUUCCAACAGAGACCACAAGCGUUACAUUGAAAGAAAGAACAAGGCCGCCAGAGACAAGAAGAAGACUGCUGACAAUGCUCGUCUUGCCAAAUUGGUCGAAAGAGUCGGCAGUGAAGAUCCUCGUAUCAAACAGUUCAAGGAAGCUGAGAAGAAGGAGAAAGAGAGAAAGAAAUGGGAGAGAGAGGCAGGUUCCCGUGCCGAAGCCGAAGCUAAGGUCAAGGCUGAAGCUGAGGCUAAGGCUAAGGCCGAAUCUGAAGCCUCUCUUGCUGCGAAUGCAAAGGUCGAUAAGAAAAAGGCCAAGGAAGCUGCCAAGGCCGCCAAAAAGAAAAAUAAGAGAGCCGUUCGUGGUUCUGCUCAAGCUGCUGACUACUUUGGGGAUGCCGACAAGGCCGCUACCAUUGACGAGCAAGUUGGCUUGAUUGUGGAUACCGUAGACGAUGAACAACUGGUUGAGCUUGCCGAAAAGAUCAAGGGUGACGUCAAAGCUGCUUUGGCCGAAUAUGCUCAGAAACUGAUCGAUUCCAAGAAGUUGCCAGCUUCGCUCUUGUCCUAUUUCGCCUAG
Lachancea nothofagi CBS 11611 is the source of this 1287-nucleotide messenger RNA. Lineage: Eukaryota; Fungi; Ascomycota; Saccharomycetes; Saccharomycetales; Saccharomycetaceae. The record is from the annotation of a GenBank genome assembly.